GACAGUAUCCAAGGACAAUAUCUUCGGUCCAUGCAAGGACCCGGUCCUAUCCGAACUCCCGGCUUCGAUCACGGUCAGGAAGUCGCGAGGGAUAUAUCAACUUGGUCCAAGACAAGGCGCGAAGACACCGGCUCACUGAUGAUCUACGAGGACAGACAGUACGCAUGGCGCGCUCUACACACCACAUCACACCCACGGCCUAUACCCACCCCUCGAGACUGGCAACAGCUACAUACCAGCGGCGUCCGCAGGCAAACGCAGACACUUGGCGAACGUCCCACGUGGACCGCAUACCCUGGUGCGCAGGCUUGCUAGGAGGUUGUCAGCACCAAACACACGAAACAUGUCUUCACGGCGGUGGGUGUGAGAACGGAGGCAUAAAAAGGAUGAGGACGGCGUGUAGAAGCCUACAACGAGCAUCAAAGCUCGCUAUACCUCCACACUCCUGCGCGCAGACCCAAAAUAGCGCUAUCCAAAAGCCACCAGCACAUGCCAUAUUCAAUCGGCGUGCUUCAACAGCCUCAAAACCCUGCCAGCCAUCACGUGAAACAACCCUAUGUCUGUCCGUGAAGCCACUAGCAUCUGUAUCCCGCAGGCCAUUCAAUUGCCACGUGGGAUUAGUCGAAGCGCCCCGCCCGUUUUCGGUGUCGUUGCUGAUCGCCGUCGAGCUUGGAGCUACCCCACACCGCACCGCACACACCUCGGCACCUCGGCGCAGCUCGCGACUCUCGCGACUCGACGCGCCGCCCGUUGCCAGCAACAUUACACCAACCCAUUGAACGCACUCGUACUAUGCAGCCCCAUACGAAAUAAAGACUGGCGAAGCAGUACUGCAAAAGACAUACAAAAUCCUGAACCUUCAAGCCCGGUCGGAGGCCCACCCACACGCCAACCCCGAAUCCCACCCCACCGUCCAUCCCGCGUCGCAGUCCACGCAGGAAACGCAAUGCCAGUCGAUUCGAUCCGCCCCGGCGACGAUCCGCGUGUGCAGCACCGCUACGCCGUGCU
Molecule: messenger RNA, 1008 nt
Organism: Boeremia exigua
Lineage: Eukaryota; Fungi; Ascomycota; Dothideomycetes; Pleosporales; Didymellaceae
Exons: 1
Coding region: 165-779 (204 amino acids)
Source: RefSeq, a predicted model, not a curated record